Pipistrellus nathusii (Nathusius's pipistrelle) is the source of this 2355-nucleotide messenger RNA. Lineage: Eukaryota; Metazoa; Chordata; Mammalia; Chiroptera; Vespertilionidae. The record is from the annotation of a GenBank genome assembly.
AUGGAGGGCGCAAUGGCAGUGCGGGUGACGGCCGCGCAUACGGCAGAAGCCCGGGCCGAAGCCAGGAGGGAAGCGGGCGAGGGCGGGGUCGAGGCGGCGGCGGCGGCGGCCUUGGCCCCUGGCGGCUUCCUCGGCCUCCCGGCGCCCUUUAGCGAGGAAGAUGAGGACGAUGUGCAUAGAUGCGGCCGCUGCCAGGCGGAGUUUACUGCUCUGGAGGACUUUGUUCAGCACAAGCUCCAGAAGGUCUGCCAGCGGGCUCCCCAGGAGGCCUUGCCUGCCACCCCUGCGGCUGCUGCGCUGCUGGGUCAGGAGGUGGUCCCGGCCGUGGCAAGUCCGGAGGAGCCCAUCACUUUGGCCCACAUUGUGGUGGAGGCAGCCGCUCUGACACCGGACAUCAGCCACACGCCUGAUAUUGUUGACAAUGGGCACAUCAAAGAGGUCAUUGUGGCUGCUGAGGUGGAUCCAGACGACAAUGAGAUGGCGGAGGCCUCAGGCAGCCCUGAGCAUCAGGGGCCUGGGCUGGCCGGGCAGGGGGAACAGGCCCAGCUCAAGCUGCUGGUGAACGAGGAUGGCCGCUACGUGUGCGCGUUGUGUCACAAGACCUUCAAGACGGGUAGCAUCCUCAAGGCCCACAUGGUCACCCACAGCAGUCGUAAGGACCACGAGUGCAAGCUGUGCGGGGCCUCCUUCCGGACCAAGGGCUCGCUCAUCCGGCACCACCGGCGGCACACAGAUGAGCGUCCCUAUAAGUGUGCCAAGUGCGGAAAGAGCUUCCGGGAGUCAGGGGCACUGACCCGGCACCUCAAGUCUCUCACCCCGUGCACCGAGAAGAUCCGAUUCUCCAUGAGCAAGGACGCGGUUGUUGGCAAAGAGGACGCGCGUGCAGGGCCCGGAGCCUCCGCCAUGGGGACCGUUCCAUCGUCACCGGCGAUAGGAGAGCCCAUGGAGACGUCGCCCGUGAUCCAUCUGGUGACGGAUGCCAAGGGCACUGUCAUUCAUGAAGUCCAUGUCCAGAUGCAAGAGCUUCCCCUGGGCAUGAAAGCCCUUACUCCAGAGCCCCCUGCUCCCAAGGAGCGUCCCUGUUCCGGCGAGGACAGUCGGGAGAACCUGCUGCACCAGGCCAUGCAGAACUCUGGCAUUGUCCUUGAGCGGGUCACUGGGGAGGAGGGGGCCCUGGAACCAGUCCCUCCCGCUGCGUCCAGUGCCCAGCCCCUAGGAGAUGGUCCCCCAGGACUGCCGCUGCUGGAGGUGGAGCAGGUGGAGACACAGGUGGCCAGUGAAGCCUCAGCAGUAGCCAGGACCCACCUGUGCCCUCAGUGCAGUGAAACCUUCCCGACAGCUGCCACCCUAGAGGCCCACCGAAGGAGCCACGCAGGGCCGAAGCUGUUCACGUGUGUGCAGUGUGGCAAGGCCUUCCCCAAGGCCUACCUGCUCAGGAAGCACCAGGAGGUCCACGUGCACGAGCGCCGCUUCCGCUGUGGGGACUGUGGGAAGCUCUACAAGACCAUCGCUCACGUCCGCGGCCACCGGCGCGUCCACUCAGACGAGCGGCCCUACCCUUGUCCCGAGUGUGGCAAGCGCUACAAGACCAAGAAUGCCCAGCAGGUUCACUUCCGGACGCACCUGGAGGAGAAGCCGCACGUGUGCCCGUACUGCAGCCGUGGCUUCCGGGAGAAGGGCUCGCUGGUGCGGCACGUCCGCCACCACACGGGCGAGAAGCCCUUCAAGUGCUACAAGUGCGGCCGCGGCUUCGCCGAGCACGGCACGCUCAACCGGCACCUGCGCACCAAAGGGGGCUGCCUGCUGGAGGUGGAGGAGCUGCUGGUGUCCGAGGAGAGCCCCACAGCAGCUGCCGCUGUCCUGGACGAAGACCCGCACACCGUGCUGGUUGAGUUCUCGUCCGUGGUGGCCGACACCCAGGAGUACAUCAUUGAGGCCACCACGGAUGACGCGGAGACCAGUGAAGCUACAGAGAUCAUCGAGGGCACCCAGACGGAGGUGGACAGCCACAUCAUGAAGGUGGUGCAGCAGAUCGUACACCAGGCCAGCGCCGGGCACCAAAUCAUCGUGCAGAAUGUGACCAUGGACCAGGAGGCGGGGCUAGGUCCGGAAGCAGCUGCUGCGGACACCAUUACCAUUGCCACCCCCGAAAGCCUGACAGAGCAGGUGGCCAUGACGCUGGCUUCAGCCAUCAGCGAGGGCACUGUGCUUACUGCCCGUGCGGGUGCAAACGGCACCGAACAGGCUACGGUGACCAUGGUUUCGUCGGAGGACAUUGAGAUCCUGGAGCAUGCGGGCGAGCUGGUCAUCGCCUCGCCAGAGGGCCAGCUCGAGGUGCAGACUGUCAUCGUCUAG